GUGUGCUCUCUUGCCGCAUAGACAAUUUAGUUUUUUUGGCAAGAAAUUGCGAUUAAUUUUUGAAUUUAACUUAUUUUAAGUGAUAACAUACAAAGCAAUUACCUAAGAUGCUACAAACACUGCUGCUCAUGGGGCUGGCGCUGCUCAGCUGUCUGAGUUGCAACAAUGCAGCUGACAAAACCAAUUUUGUGACCUGUGGCUCCAUAUUGAAAUUGCUGAACUCGGACUAUGCCUAUCGACUGCACUCGCAUGAUGUGAAAUAUGGAUCGGGUUCGGGGCAGCAAUCGGUGACUGGCGUGGAGCAAAAGGAGGAUGUGAACAGCCAUUGGGUGGUAAAGGCACAGACAAACAAGCUGUGCGAACGUGGCGAGCCCAUCGCAUGUGGUUCUACCAUUCGUCUGGAGCAUUUAACCACAAAAAAAAAUCUGCAUUCACAUCACUUUUCAUCGCCACUGUCUGGCGAACAGGAAGUCUCCGCUUAUGGUGAAGCUGGCCUGGGCGAUACUGGAGACCACUGGGAGGUCGUCUGCUCCAAUGAUAGUUGGAUGCGCGACGCACACGUACGCUUCCGUCAUGUGGACACUGGGGCGUAUCUAGGCAUGUCGGGCCGUUCGUAUGGCCGACCUAUUUCGGGUCAGAUGGAAAUUGUCGGUUUACAUAAUCCACAGCAUGGCACACGCUGGACCCCAUCGGAAGGCCUGUACAUUGUGCCCAAAGAGAAGGAGCCGACGCAUGAGGCAUCAACCCACACAGAGCUGUAGAUUGAUCCCACUAUACUAUUAGAAUUUUAAAUUGUAAAUUUAGUUAAAUUUAAAUGACUGUAAUUGAUUUUCAAAGCCAAUUUAACUGUUGAAGCGCCAACAAUGUCACAAUAAACUUAACAUCGUUUUUGUUUGUGUACCGGUA
Messenger RNA from Scaptodrosophila lebanonensis, 906 nucleotides. RefSeq names its product stromal cell-derived factor 2. NCBI's taxonomy places the organism in Eukaryota, Metazoa, Arthropoda, Insecta, Diptera, Drosophilidae. The transcript has 2 exons. The coding region runs from base 108 to 761 and encodes 217 amino acids. The record is from RefSeq and is a predicted model, not a curated record.